GUCCUUGGUGGUUAAAGAUACAAAGCCUGUCUUGUCCCUUUGCACCCAAUGUUGUAAUCAAAGAAACGAGCGAGUGUCAGGGGACACGUCGAACACUUGCUGCGACUGUCGGAGGCGGAGAGAAGAGAGAGAGAGAGUGGCCACCACCGUCUACUCCACCGCGAACCACCACCCUCCUCCCCUCUCUUCAUCGCAAUUUCACUUCUUCUUCUUCAACUUCGCGAUGAUGCUUCAGUUCCCGAGGGUGAGGGUUUAAUUAUCCCCUUUCACUUCAUCCUUGCCGUUCAAAGUCGAAGCUUCCAGAACCCACCCCAAAAAGUGUGUUCCAGAUGGCAUGGAUGGAAGAUAGUGAUGGGAAAGAGAAGGAGUUAGCGGGAGAAAAUGGUUUCCUGAAAGUGUCAGAGGCUUCUAUCAGUUCUAGUGGCUCUGCUGGGGAUGUUGAUUCUGCGCCCAACCAGGGAUGCGAAGGGAAAGGCGAUCUUUCUUAUGCGAAUAUUUUACGCUCAAGGAACAAGUUUGUGGACUCUCUUGCAAUGUAUGAGCGUGUUCUGGAGACUGAUAAUGGAAAUGUGGAGGCUCUCAUUGGGAAAGGGAUAUGCCUGCAGAUGCAGAAUAUGGGUAGGCUUGCUUUUGACAGUUUUUCUGAGGCUAUCAAGUUGGAUCCUCAAAAUGCUUGUGCUCUCACACAUUGUGGUAUUCUGUACAAAGAAGAAGGUCGCUUGAUGGAGGCAGCUGAGUCAUAUCAAAAGGCUUUACGAGCAGAUCCUUCGUACAAAGCAGCUGCUGAAUGCUUAGCCAUUGUUUUAACGGAUAUUGGUACCAACAUAAAGCUUGCAGGAAACACUCAGGAGGGAAUUCAAAAAUAUUUUGAAGCUCUCAAAAUAGAUCCACACUAUGCUCCAGCAUAUUAUAACCUUGGUGUGGUCUAUUCCGAAAUGAUGCAAUAUGACAUGGCUCUCACUUUCUAUGAAAAGGCUGCAUUAGAGAGGCCUAUGUAUGCUGAAGCAUAUUGCAACAUGGGUGUGAUUUAUAAAAAUCGUAGUGAUUUGGAAGCGGCUAUUACUUGUUAUGAGAGGUGUUUAGCUGUUUCACCUAACUUUGAAAUUGCAAAGAAUAAUAUGGCUAUAGCUUUGACAGAUUUGGGAACAAAGGUUAAAUUGGAAGGUGACAUCAACCGAGGUGUGGCUUUUUAUAAGAAAGCUUUGUAUUACAACUGGCAUUAUGCUGAUGCUAUGUAUAAUCUUGGGGUUGCUUAUGGUGAGAUGCUUAAGUUUGAUAUGGCAAUUGUGUUCUAUGAACUUGCCUUCCACUUCAAUCCUCAUUGUGCGGAAGCUUGUAAUAAUCUAGGCGUUAUAUAUAAAGAUCAUGACAACCUUGAUAAAGCUGUAGAAUGUUACCAGCUUGCUUUGUCAAUCAAACCUAACUUUUCGCAGUCAUUAAACAACCUUGGUGUUGUAUACACUGUACAGGGUAAGAUGGAUGCUGCUGCAAGUAUGAUUGAGAAAGCCAUCAUUGCAAAUCCAACAUAUGCAGAAGCAUACAAUAACCUAGGGGUUCUUUAUAGGGAUGCUGGUGAUAUUGCUCUGGCCAUUAAUGCUUAUGAACAAUGUCUUAAGAUCGAUCCUGAUUCUCGAAAUGCUGGCCAGAACCGCUUGCUUGCGAUGAAUUACAUAGAUGAAGGAAAUGAUGACAAACUUUUUGAGGCUCACAGGGACUGGGGAAGGCGAUUUAUGAGACUAUAUUCACAGUUCACAUCAUGGGACAACUCAAAAGAUCCUGAACGGCCUCUUGUAAUAGGAUAUGUAUCUCCUGAUUAUUUUACACAUUCAGUGUCGUAUUUCAUAGAAGCUCCCCUUGUCUAUCAUGAGUACACCAAUUAUAAAGUGAUUGUCUAUUCAGCAGUUGUCAAGGCAGAUGCAAAAACCAUUCGGUUUAGGGAGAAAGUCUUAAAGAAGGGCGGUAUCUGGAGAGAUAUUUAUGGGACUGAUGAAAAGAAGGUUGCUGAGAUGGUUAGAGAAGAUCAAGUUGAUAUUUUGGUAGAACUUACUGGUCAUACCGCAAAUAAUAAGCUGGGAAUGAUGGCUUGUCGUCCCGCUCCAGUUCAGGUGACUUGGAUUGGUUAUCCCAAUACGACAGGAUUACCUACAAUUGAUUACAGAAUCACUGAUUCACUGGCAGACUCUCCCGAAACAAAGCAGAAGCAUGUUGAAGAGUUAGUGCGAUUACCGGAUAGCUUCCUUUGUUACACUCCUUCUCCUGAGGCUGGUCCUGUUUGUCCAACUCCUGCUCUUUCCAAUGGCUUCGUUACAUUUGGCAGUUUUAACAAUCUUGCCAAGAUUACACCUAAAGUAAUGAAGGUCUGGGCAAGGAUACUUUGUGCAAUUCCAAAUUCUCGUCUAGUGGUAAAAUGUAAACCAUUUUGCUGUGAUAGCGUGCGUCAGAGAUUUCUUUCAACGCUAGAGCAGUUAGGUUUGGAACCACUGCGUGUUGAUCUUCUGCCCCUUAUUCUUCUUAACCACGAUCAUAUGCAAGCAUAUUCUCUGAUGGACAUCAGUUUGGACACAUUUCCAUAUGCUGGAACAACUACAACAUGUGAAUCUUUAUACAUGGGAGUUCCAUGUGUUACUAUGGCUGGUUCGGUACAUGCACACAAUGUUGGUGUUAGUCUUCUUAGCAAAGUUGGUCUGGGGCAUUUGAUUGCCAAAAAUGAAGAUGAAUAUGUGAAUUUGGCUCUGAAGUUGGCCUCUGACAUUUCAGCUCUACAAAACUUGAGAAUGAGUCUGCGGGAGCUCAUGUCCAAGUCCCCUCUCUGUAAUGGGUCAAAUUUUAUCCGUGGUCUAGAGUUAACAUACAGGCAUAUGUGGCGCCGAUAUUGUAAAGGAGAUGUUCCAUCAUUGAAACGCAUGGAGUUGUUGCAACAGCCUGUUUCUACUUCUGACCCAUCUGAUAAGAACUCCGAGUCAACGAAGGUCGUAAACUCAAGUGAGGGAGGCCCUGAAUCUGUUAAGGCCAAUGGAUUUAGUUUAACACAGCCACCGAAGCUUAAUAUUCUCGGUUUUGAAGAAAAUGGUGGGUCAUUGAAUCACAGUAGCAAGCAAGGAAUGGUUGGUUCUAGUUGAAUUAUUCAUCUGAGGUUCCUUUGCGGUGGUUGAAGGAUGUUCACUGUAUUUCUAUAGGUGCAGUAUUAGGCUUACAUGAUGUAUAUGUGGGUUGCUACUGGAAGAGGCUUGCGGCAACCACAGCAUCACACUAAGUUAAAUUUUCACAAUUUUUUUCGGGGGAAAGAAGUCUCAGCAUCAGUUAUCAAAUCUUAAUUGCUACAGACACGCAGAGAAGCGAUGCUGAUUAGAGCAUCCUUCAAUAGCUGUAACCCAUUUUCCCCUGAAUUAUAGUAGUUAGUUGGGUGUAAAUUGUGUAAUGUUUAUUUACUUUUCUAUCAUGGCAUUGUUGGUUAGAUCAUAAUGGAGUUACCUGAGCGUGUAAAAGGCUUUCUAUGAAAAGUAGGAAGGGGCAAAUUUAAAUAUCCUGUGGUGAUUUGUUGAUUAA
Lotus japonicus is the source of this 3546-nucleotide messenger RNA. Its product is annotated as probable UDP-N-acetylglucosamine--peptide N-acetylglucosaminyltransferase SPINDLY. The record is from RefSeq and is a predicted model, not a curated record. The transcript has 18 exons. Gene Ontology annotation, molecular function: protein binding. The coding region runs from base 330 to 3119 and encodes 929 amino acids. NCBI's taxonomy places the organism in Eukaryota, Viridiplantae, Streptophyta, Magnoliopsida, Fabales, Fabaceae.